CUUAUUUUGCUCCUGUGCGCAUUGAUCGUCUAUAAAGAGGGCAAUAUCCAGGGGAGAGAUUUCUCAUCGGUGCAUUCAUUGGUGGCUUCGGCGACAGUCUGAAACAAUGGCGAAUCAGACUACAAAUAUUGCUCUUGGGACUGCAGUUUUUGGUAUUUUGGCCUUCAUUUUUGGUGUAAUUGCUGAAAAUAAAAAGCCGGAAAUUGGAACUCCAAUUAUGAUGAAAGGCUAUGUGCUGUGCAAAUUUCCUAAUGAUCCAACAGUUGCAUUAGGAGCCUUAUCUAUUGUGGCACUUGCAAUAUCUGCUGCCAUUGGGCUCCUUUCUGUGUUCUUCCCUUACAAAGGAAAGUCCGUUCCGAAAAGCACUCUUUUCCACGGCAUGACGAUGCGCGUAUUCUUCGUCGUUGCUGUCGUGGUCUCAAUUUUCGCAGAGGCGAUGUUGUUGUGGGCGACCAUAACCGAAGGUCUUCACCGCGCCCUCAACAAACACGAUGACAUGGACUAUACAUGUCCGACUGCCAAGACCGGACUCUUCGGCGGCGCCGCCUUCCUGGCCCUCGACGCCUCUCUCUUCUGGCUCGUCUCCCAGAUGCUAACGAUGAACGCUCGAUCCGAUUACUUGGAAGAAGAUGAUCCAAAAGGAUCUUAUGGAGAGGUUCUCACUGCUGACUAUGAAGCUAAUUCUGCAGGUCGUCCAUGAUUCUGAAAUCAUAAAUAUAGUAAUAUUAAAACUGCUUCAGGAUGCAAUUAAUUCUGUUGUUGUGGAUAUAUUUGAACUCUCUUUUUUUUUCAAAUUUCGUUGUGGGUGAAAGUCUUAAAACGUUUAUGUUUCUGUUUUUUAAAGAAUAUUACGAUAUGAAAUUUCUUAAAAGUUUGUAGCA
Phalaenopsis equestris is the source of this 881-nucleotide messenger RNA. RefSeq lists its product as uncharacterized. The transcript is spliced from 4 exons. Lineage: Eukaryota; Viridiplantae; Streptophyta; Magnoliopsida; Asparagales; Orchidaceae. Bases 107 to 700 code for a protein of 197 amino acids. The record is from RefSeq and is a predicted model, not a curated record.